Molecule: messenger RNA, 933 nt
Organism: Cladophialophora yegresii CBS 114405
Lineage: Eukaryota; Fungi; Ascomycota; Eurotiomycetes; Chaetothyriales; Herpotrichiellaceae
Exons: 1
Coding region: 1-933 (310 amino acids)
Source: RefSeq, a predicted model, not a curated record
AUGCCCGUCACCGAGAUAUAUAUCCUCCGGCACGGCCAUCGGCUUGCCUGGUCGCUCAACCCUUCCACGGGCAAAUACUCUUCCAGCCACCCCUUUCCCACACGGCUGCCAGCAGAUCCCCCUCUCGCGUCGCAUGGCGUCCGUCAAGCGCAAGAAACGGGUCACCAUCUCAGCGCAUUAUUCGCAGAUCUCGUAAAGCAGGAUCGGCUGCGGAUUUACUCCUCGUUAUUCUACCGCUGUCUUGAGACGCUGCGGCCGACGGUGGAAGCGCUACUUGAACAAAUCCCGGAACGUGACGUUGAGAGAGGACGGAAUCUGCGGGUACGAGGCGAAAGAGGACUGGGCGAGUGGUUCGGGCGCGCGUGGUUCGUGCAACCCUCUCCUGCAGACGCUCCGAGGUUACGCAGGGAGUUCUUCCCGUGGUUGGAUGAUGAGUAUCGCUCGAGAAUCAUACCAUCUGAACAUGGUGAGCGCAUAGAAGAGCUGCAUGACCGGGUUGCGCGGGCUUUGGCUAGCGUCGUGAGGGACGUGGAUGAAGAAUUUACUCGUCAAGGAAGAGGCGACGAGGAAGUCACAAUUCUGAUUUCUGGGCAUGCCGCGCCCAUCAUUGCAUCUGGACGAGCGCUGACGGGGGAUGUUCCCGAUGACUGGGACGAGGAGGACUUUCGCUGCUUUACGUGCGGCUUGAGUAAAUUUGUAAGACGGCAGCUGGCCCCUUCUCAAGAGGGUGAGAGACAGGCACACUACGAUGACCGAGCCCAGGGAGUGGCUGGCGGAUGGGACUGCCUUCUGAACAGUGAUUGCAGCCAUCUGAGUCAGGGCGAGGAGAGGGGAUGGCAUUUCCAUGGCGAUGAGAGUUUUGACUCGUAUCAGGAUGUUCAAGGGAGGCGUCUGAAGGUAUCGGAUGGGAGUGUUCAUGAGUCGAAGUUGUGA